Molecule: messenger RNA, 598 nt
Organism: Galendromus occidentalis (western predatory mite)
Lineage: Eukaryota; Metazoa; Arthropoda; Arachnida; Mesostigmata; Phytoseiidae
Product: lactoylglutathione lyase
Exons: 4
Coding region: 28-555 (175 amino acids)
Molecular function (GO): lactoylglutathione lyase activity; metal ion binding
Source: RefSeq, a predicted model, not a curated record
CGCGCGAAACUCCGGAGAAGGAGCGAAAUGGCCGCUCUCACUGACGCCCAAGCCGAGGCUAUCUGCUCUUUGCCGAAAGAGGAGACGAACGCUUACUUCGUGCAGCAGACCUCCUUCCGGAUAAAAGAUCCGAGGAAGAGCCUGGACUUCUACUCGCGAGUCCUCGGAAUGACCUUGCUGAUGAAGUACGACAACCCUGAAAUGAAGUUCUCGCUGUAUUUCAUGGGAUACGAGAAUCCAGACGAGGUUCCCAAAGAUCCGACGGAACGAGAGCAUUGGACGGACUCGCGGAGGGCGACGCUUGAAAUGACUCACAACUGGGGGACCGAAUCAGAUCCGGACUUCCCGGGCUAUCAUAAUGGAAAUACUGAGCCUCGAGGAUACGGCCACAUCGGUAUUCAAGUGCCCGACAAAGAGGAAGCUUGCGAACGCUUCGAAAAAUUAGGCGUCAAGUUCGCCAAAAGGCUGACCGAGGGAAAAAUGCACUGCCUUGCGUACAUUCAGGAUCCCGACGGGUACUGGAUAGAGAUAGCCGAUAACAAGGGAUCAUGCUGAUCAUGGAUUCCGUCCAGAAGCAAUAAAGUUCGUCUUUCACCAU